AUGGUGUUCUGUCGCGUAGACGGUACCUCCAAGACAUUUAGCAGAACAGACCGUUACUUACAGGACGUCGAGUGGGAGACGAGGGAAUCAGGCGAGAUGAAGGGUACGAAAUAUACGCUGGAGGACCAGGUGGUGUUGAUUAGCGGCGGGUCGCAGGGUCUCGGUAAACAGUUCGCGGCCAAAUACUACAGGGAGACUGUCAACUCGAAGAUAAUCAUAGUGAGCAGAGGCGCAGAAAAGCUGGUAUCUGCGGUGCAGGAGAUCACAGAUGGCAAAGUGGAGCCGAAAGAGCUGGGUUUCGACGCUGAAUGGUCUGACAAGGAUAGAAUUGGCUACAUUCCGUGCGAUCUCUCGGAUCGCGAAGACGUGGCUCGUCUGUUCGAGGUGCUAGCGGCCAAGCAUAUCCAGUUGAGCCAGGUGUUGGCAUGUGCUGGCGGGUCUACCCCGAAGCUGUUCAAGGAUCUGACCGAUGUGGAGCUCGAGGCUGGGGUGAAGAUGAACUACCUUACGGCGCUGUUCCUAAGUCACAAAGUGGCGCAACUAUUCCCAAAGUGCCAUCUCGUGCUAUUCUCAAGUGAAACAAGCUUCUUUCCCUUCAUCGGGUACGCUCAGUAUGCCCCUCUCAAGGGCUCUAUCAAGUCGCUCACGUCGAUCUUGAGACAGGAAAUGCCAGAGAUGAGAAUCUCGUGUGUUUACCCCGGAAACUUCGACAGCGAGGGCUAUGCUGUCGAGGAAACUACGAAGCCCUCCAUAACCAAGGAGAUAGAGGGCGCCUCUGAGCUUAUCUCCUGCGAGGAGUGUUGCAACCGGGUUGUUCGCUGGCUGCACCGAGGCUACGACGACAUCACUGUCGACUUCAUUGGCUGGGUCCUCAUGAGCACGGACAUGGGGCUCAACAAGCACAACAACCAGUCGUUUCUGUGGUUCGUUCAGUUACUCAUCGGCACUUUUGCCAACUUUCUAAUCGUCCCAAUUUACAUGCUAAUUUGCUCGAGGAACAUCAAAAAAUGGCACAAGAGCCAAGACAGAGGUCUGUUGAAGAAACCACACGCAGCGGACGACGCUCAAUAG
Molecule: messenger RNA, 1071 nt
Organism: Torulaspora globosa
Lineage: Eukaryota; Fungi; Ascomycota; Saccharomycetes; Saccharomycetales; Saccharomycetaceae
Gene: TSC10
Product: 3-dehydrosphinganine reductase
Exons: 1
Coding region: 1-1071 (356 amino acids)
Biological process (GO): sphingolipid biosynthetic process
Cellular component (GO): endoplasmic reticulum membrane
Molecular function (GO): 3-dehydrosphinganine reductase activity
Source: RefSeq, a predicted model, not a curated record